AUUCGUAUGACGUCAUCCAUCAAUGAUAUUGAUCAUGUCGUCACGUCAGCCAACAAUUAUUUUGGCUGUAUUUUAAUUGUAUUCAAGGAAAAAUAUGUAGUAAAGUUAUAAAUUUAUGCCCAAAAGUAUUAAACAUUCCUUUUUACAUUAUUGUUGGACUUAGGUUUAAGAUUCAAAGAUGAUGCAGUUUAUGUUGUUAUUCAGCCGGCAAGGCAAGCUAAGACUGCAGAAAUGGUACGUGGCGCACCCUGAUAAACUGAAGAAGAAGAUCACACGUGAACUUAUAACUACUGUGCUGGCCAGGAAACCUAAGAUGUGUUCAUUUUUGGAGUGGAAAGAUGUCAAAAUAGUUUACAAACGAUAUGCAUCUCUGUACUUUUGUUGUGCAAUGGAGCAGGAAGACAAUGAAUUGUUGACCCUUGAGCUGAUACAUCGCUAUGUGGAACUGCUUGACAAGUACUUUGGCAGUGUAUGUGAGCUUGAUAUAAUCUUCAACUUUGAGAAGGCAUACUUCAUUCUGGAUGAGCUGGUGCUUGGUGGUGAGCUGCAGGAGACAAGCAAGAAGAAUGUCCUGAAAGCCAUUGCUGCACAGGAUCUACUCCAAGAGGACGAGACAGUGGACGCGGCGCUACGGGAGGUGGGGCUCCUCUAGACACGGCGAGCCGGCGACGACGCGCACCCACCCUCUACUUGCAAAACCGACGUUCUAAGACGACGCCCUACCAUCUGUCGCCUCGCCUUUACUUAACUAUAAAACUCCAAAACACCAUUUGCCAUAAUCAUAUUUUUAAUAUCAUUAUUAAAUGUGUACAACAUAUUAGAAUUUUUAUAGACUGUCAUUAUCAGUCGUACAUUUUUAGAUAGAAAUAAUGAUCUUGUAGAUUUUCUACUGUAGUUAUUUGGCGACUGAUACUUAAGAUUGGUUUAAAAUUAUCAUUACAUUAACCAUUUAAAUAUAUAGGUAAGUAUUUUAUAUAAACGUAUUGACGGAAUUGUUUCUGCAGGCCAAAGUGGACCAAGACGAAAUAUUAUUUUUUAAAUUAUUAAUCGAAUGUAUUUAAUAGAAGUAAGUUUACUAUUUCCGAGUUUCCCUUAAACUAGAUGUAAAAUUUAAAUUCAAAUGUUCAUUAGACUUAAUUUUUGUGUUCGUUGUCUUUAUUUUAUUGUUUGUUCAUAUUAUUUACGUGGUCUGUUGAACUAUUAUAAUUUUAUUGAUUGUUGAAAAACGAAUUAUUAUUUAAAUAAGUUUAAAUUUUAUUCUUUGCUUAGGUUAUUUUGCAGAGUUUAUUUACUUUUGUUUAUUGACAUGACCUAUCGAAUUUCAUUGUUUAUUAUUAUAAGACGAAACACUAUAAAUGUGUUUAUUAGUUUAAUAAGUUUUUCUAGUAAGUAGGUACCUAUUAAUCAAGUUGAGAUUUAAAGUUACUUGAUGAAAUUGGUG
This is a messenger RNA of Spodoptera exigua (beet armyworm), 1441 nucleotides long. The record is from the annotation of a GenBank genome assembly. Lineage: Eukaryota; Metazoa; Arthropoda; Insecta; Lepidoptera; Noctuidae.